This is a messenger RNA of Prosopis cineraria, 1520 nucleotides long. Its product is annotated as RING-H2 finger protein ATL2-like. Bases 254 to 1132 code for a protein of 292 amino acids. The record is from RefSeq and is a predicted model, not a curated record. NCBI's taxonomy places the organism in Eukaryota, Viridiplantae, Streptophyta, Magnoliopsida, Fabales, Fabaceae. The transcript has a single exon.
UGAACCAAACCGCGUAAGCUGUGGCCUCUUCUAACUUUAAUAUAUAACCAAUCAAAUCCAAAUCCAAUAGCAGCACUGGGAGGGCUUUCCCUUAAUUCAGCAGAAGCCCUUUGGACAACGCCUCUUCACAAUUCGGAAACCACCAAGAACCUUCCCUUCUUCUCUAUCAAUCUCUCAUCUUUCAUACAACCCAAUCCCCUUCCUCUCUCCAUCCACACUCAGGGUUCAUCAAACAAACAUCUAAACUCCCAUCAUGGGUAACGGCGACCCCAAUUUCAAUGAAGAAGAUGCCAGCAGCUAUGCUCUCAGCGGCAGGAUUAUGCUCAGCGCCAUCCUCAUUUUAUUCUUCAUAGUCAUCCUAAUGGUUUGCCUUCACCUUUAUGCUCGAUGGUUUCAUUUACAAGCUCGCCGCCGACAUCGCCGGCGCCGCCGCACUCACCUCGUAUUCUACGUCGACUCCGCCACUCCCGCCGUGGCCUCGUCGCGCGGUCUCGAUUCGUCUCUACUCUCGUCUCUCCCCAUCUUUGUAUACUCCUCCAAGACCCGUCCCGAGCAGGUUGAAUGCGCGGUCUGCUUGUCCGAGUUCGAAGAGGGUGAAACGGGUCGAGUUUUGCCCAAAUGCAGUCACAGCUUCCACGUUGACUGCAUCGACAUGUGGUUCAAGACCCACUCCACGUGCCCCAUUUGCAGGGCUGCUGUUGAACCCGAGCCCACUGAAGCCGACAGGCCAGAAGUGGUGAUAACUGUGAGCGAACCGGAAAUUCCUGAACCAGGGUCGACUUCUGGGCUGUGCUCGGAGUGUCAGAACGAAGGCAGGGAUGAAACCCGAAGUGGCCUCACGGUUUGUUCUCCGUCGUCUUCGAUUGGGUUCGGGCGGAAGCCAUCGUCUCUUGCGGGUGUGACCCUGGAGAUGCCCAAGGGGAGCGAGUGCUUCGGGGAGGAGUCGGCUUGCGAGUCGCCGUCGACUCAAUCAUCUCUCAGGUCGCCGAUGAGUCGUAUGCUUUCGUUCAAGAGAAUGCUUAGCAGAGACCGGAAAGCAAACCUGUCGCCAACGGCAGGGUGUACGGCGGGGGGCAGCAGCUCUGGGAUUGAGAAAGAGAAGGAUGGGGGAGAACGAAAGGAGUGCCAGUGAGGUUGGUGUGGACUAGGAGGAGCUGACUCAGGGCCACUGACGUGGCCAUUUCCCAACAAAGUCAAAGAUCGUAUUCAAAACAAACACACUGUGCAUCCCUCUUUCAUUGUUGACUCUUCUGGUGAUGUAGGAGGCGGCAAGAGGCGUGUCCACUCCUCAUGGAAUUGGAAUUGGAACGGUGUAUUUUUAUUUUAUUUUAUUAUUCUCGAGCAUGACACCGACACUAAUAUUCCAUUUCAUUAUUCGCUCCACUUUCUGCGGGAUAAUUAGUUUCUAUACGUACACGAUUAUAAGUUUUGUGCAUACAUCCCAUGUUUACUAGCAUUAUACUGUUAAUAUUUUUGCCUAUAAUAUGUCCAAAAUUCAAUAACACUUUUGUUGUCCAGCA